GGGUAGAGACCUGAGGAAAUGUGUCUCAGGGAGAAUUCGAGCACUGAACGGACAUGUGAAGGCGUCUUGUUUCUUAUGGAAAGUGAAAGCAGUUAGUAGUUAAAGUGUUAUAUAACCAGACACGUGCACUUUACCAAGCAGCAGUAAAGAGAAGAGCUGGUUUUCUGGUUUCUGACAAAGAUAUAUUCAUCAUCAUCGCUUCGAGCAUUAGAAACUUCCACAGUUCGUAAGGUGUUAUCAAGCAGCACUAAUGUGACAGCGACAGCAGUUGUACUGACCAGUUUCUGUGACAUCGAAAAACUUCAGCACAGGAAACUCUGAAGUCACUCGGAUCAUAUCUAAUUUGUGGAAGGAGUGCCGAAUUCUCCUCUCUCUCUCUCUCUCUCUCUCUCUCUCUCUCUCUCUCUCUCUCUCUCUCUCAUUCUCUAGUUCUUUUUCUUACCCUCUACCGUGUACAUCCCUCUCUCUCUCUCCCUCUCUCUCUCUUUACGCAAGCACUUAGCAAAUAUGGAAAAAUCAAAGAAUUUCAGGAUUGAUGCAUUACUGGCUGAGGAGCCCACAAGGGCAGCCCCGGGUUCGGCAUCUCCUGGUCUAAGUGUUGAUGGACCUGAAGAAAGUCCUGGGCCUGGGAUCCGAACAGAAACACCUUCCCCCCGGGCCAUGUCAUUCCAAACAGGCAUCAUUCCUAAACCUGGACUGCUCAGUUUGUCCCACUCUGGACUCGGGACUAUACCCGCCAUUUACCCUGCUCCCAUGUACCCUGUCCCAGCUUUGGCGGCCCAGCACCCGGCUUUCAGCUACUCUGCCUUCCCACACUUGGCGCAGUCCUACCCUGACACUCUCAAGGCGGCAGCCGGCUCGUUUCCCCUCGAGCAUUGGAUUCGUGCAGGAAUCAUGGUGCCCAGACUGCCCGACUACACCUCUUCGCCACAAUCUGGUCUGAUGGGGAAGUGUCGUCGGCCACGCACAGCCUUCACCAGCCAACAGCUUCUGGAGCUCGAGAAUCAAUUCAAGCUCAACAAGUACCUGUCACGACCCAAGCGUUUUGAAGUAGCUACGUCACUGAUGCUCACUGAGACUCAGGUUAAGAUCUGGUUCCAGAACAGGAGGAUGAAAUGGAAACGUAGUCGGAAAGCAAAGGAGCAAGCAGCCCAAGCUGAAAAUGAGAAGCAGCAUGGAGUUAAAGUAUCAGACAAGUUACUCACAGAGGAAAGCCAUGUGGCCAUGGAGGAGGAGGAAGAAGAAGACGAGGAAGAGGAGGAGGAAGAGGAUGAUGACCGUGUGCAUCAGACAGACUACCUACGACAUACCUCAGAUCUAAACUACAUUGCUCACAGUUCCUGCUCUGAGGAUGAGCUCAGUUUAGCUGAUAGGAAGAUAGGAGCUGGAUUGUGAGUGAAGCAAAGAUGGAGAGGGGAUCUGUGGUGGAACCUUUGGACUGCUUUUUAUGGGAUGGUGCAUAUGUAUAGAACAUUGUUACAUUGUGAGUUCAUUAUUAGGGCCCAGGGCUACAAAAGUACCAGGCUGCGUUUGGUGGCGCAAGCACUAAUAUGUUUUUAAACAAAUACAGCAGGGAAGGGCCAAGCUGCAGAACUGCAUUUUUCCUUCUGGAUGUUGGGAGAAAUGAACAGUAAUGGACACUGUGGCCCUUAUAUUUUCACAACUUUUAUUGUACUUGCUGCAGCAGCAUAAACAAUUUUGCAUAAGCAUGUUCACACGAUGCAGAUAGCAGAUCAACUGGAAGAGAAGACUGUGGGUUCGGUAGGGGGCAAUUCAGCAGCAUGGUUUCAUGGCCUCUUGAAGUUUGCAUGUUUGUGAAAUUCUUCUGGUUAUAUUCUACACUGUUAGUCUUGCCCUCAAAAAGCAGACAUAGUUAGGCUAUGUUGUAGAUUAUAAGACUGUUCUUCCUGGCCACACCUUCACCGCUCAGGCCUUCUGGUUGCUUUCACGUCCUCCAAAUGAAAUGUCCACUUAACUCUUCCAUCACCUUCUCAUCAUUAAUGCAUGUAUAGUAUCCAUUUUCAUCAAUGUUGCCUUCAAUGACAAGGUUAACUACAGCAAAAGGUUAAUGUAAUAAACCUACUGCUUCUUGUCUCUGCAACCAUGGCGUGCUUCUCCACAUCUCCACGUUCUUCUUGUGCUUCACCCAAUUUAUUCCUCCAUCUUCUUGUCAAAUCCUAACUUCAAUAAUCUGUCAGGUUCUUUGAUCCAAUAUAUUUUCUUUAUAUUUCCCUUAUUACUAGAAGCAUACCAACAUUCUGCUUUCUUCUCUAUUACAUCUUUCUCAUAGCUUCACUUUUUUUCCCCAAACUCAGUCUUUCUCGCUGGACCAUCUUGUUUCAGUUAUACCUUUCUCUUUCCAUUCACAUUGCUACUUUAUCUUUUUUUUAAGUUUAGUUUAUCACUCCCCACAGAAUUCUGUGUCAUCCUUCACUUUGGGAUGUCCCUAACUGUUAUCUCCAUGGGGAUAUCCCAUCAAGGAAUUCAAUAAUGAAAUAUUUGUAUUGAAAAUAACUUUAUAAAAGCCAUUUAGGAACUGAAUGAUUGAGCAAACAGGUGGAGCUGUUUAAGUGAUGACGUCUGGUCUUGAGCGGUGGCACUGGAGCUGAAGAUGCAUGCUUUGUAUUUAACUGCACUUGACUCCAACAGAGCGGUAUCUGACUGUUGGCCACUUGAGGAACUUUGGAUAGCAGAGGUGGUCAAUUCAGCAAAUGAGUUGUCCCAUUAAUCUGACAUUAAUACCCUACAUGUACAGCUUUUGUGUUCAAUCCACACUUUUUCCCCCUUCUUUUAACAUAAUUUGUUUUUGGAGUAAUUGGCUCAUCGAUUUCCAAGAGAUGUCUAAUUUUUAAAAAAAUAAUAUUUUCAAGGUAAAAUUCUGAACAAGGUCAACAUUCUCUCCACAGACAGACACAC
Polypterus senegalus (gray bichir) is the source of this 2916-nucleotide messenger RNA. It is a transcript of the gene mnx2a, whose product is annotated as motor neuron and pancreas homeobox 2a. The transcript is spliced from 3 exons. Gene Ontology annotation, biological process: neuron projection morphogenesis; spinal cord motor neuron cell fate specification; central nervous system development. Bases 508 to 1395 code for a protein of 295 amino acids. The record is from RefSeq and is a predicted model, not a curated record. NCBI's taxonomy places the organism in Eukaryota, Metazoa, Chordata, Cladistia, Polypteriformes, Polypteridae. Gene Ontology annotation, cellular component: nucleus. Gene Ontology annotation, molecular function: sequence-specific double-stranded DNA binding; DNA-binding transcription factor activity, RNA polymerase II-specific.